AUGUGGCGAGGCGGUGUGGUGGAGGUUGGGCAAUGUGAGGAAACCUACGCCUCCGAAGCCUACUUCCCUUUCCCCGUCUCUCCAAUUCUGUUUCAACCCCUUCUCUUCUUCUUCUUUUGCGAAAGAACAGGGGAAAAAGGAAGGGGUUCAUUACGGGGAGGGCCAUGGCGACGAGGAUCGGCGCCAUUCCAACCUAGAGCAUCUUCUAGAGGGUGGAGUCAUCAUCUUUACCGCGAGGAGCUCCAUCUUGGCCAGCCUCGCGGAACGCUAAUUAAGGAGGAUUAAUCCUAUCAAUCAAUAACAAUGGACGACUCGCCGCUAGGCAACGGGCCCCUAAACCACGGACCCCUGGGCCUGCUGGGCGGGCUGGACACGCCGUCGUCUUCGUCAUCAUCCUCCUCAUCUUCGUCGUCGUCGUCGGGAGAUUCGGAUAGCUCCGGUGGAUCGUCAUCGGGAUCAUCCACCUCGUCUCCGCCAUCAUCGCCGCCUCCAUCUAGCUCAGACUCGUCCACACAGACACAGUCUUCCCCACCGCCGCAGUCAUCCGGCUCUGCACCGUCGCCGCCCUCGACACCGCAGGCUCCACCUGCGGAUGCCGGCGGGUCGCCCCCGCAGCAAGUCUCACCGCCGGGAUCAAAUGCCCUUCCGUCUCCGCAGGCUCCGAAGAGUGGGAGUUCCAAGGGCGGCGGCGCGUCGGAGAGUGGGAGUUCCAAGGGCGGCGGGGGCGGUUCGGGUGGCCGUGGCAAGAGCGGAAGCAGCCAGGACGACACGCCGAACGUGGCGGCCGUCGUGGUCGGCGUGGUGAUCGGCGUCACGGCCUUCGCCCUGCUGCUGUGCAUCGCGGCGUGCGUGUGCUGCGCCCGGAGGAAGAAGAAGCGGCAGCCGCACAUCCCCUUCUACACCGACCAACACGGGAACGUGUUCUACGCGAACAACAUGCCUCCGUGGCAGCAGAGCGGCGGCCCGAUGCCGAUGGACGGGCACGGCGGCGGCGGCGGGGGGUGGCAGCAGCAGCACUCGCCUGGGCAGGGCCCGCUGAGCGAGGAGAUGAUGAUGAGCGGGUCGCACGGGACGUGGCCGAUGCCGCCGCCGUCCCCGGCCUUGUCGCUGGGGUUCGGGUCGCAGAGCUCGUUCACGUACGAGGAGCUGGGAGCGGCGACGGGCGGGUUCUCGAAGGCGAAUAUUCUGGGGCAGGGCGGGUUCGGGUACGUGUACAAGGGCGUGCUGCCGGGGAGCGGCAAGGAGGUGGCGGUGAAGCAGCUCAAGGCCGGCAGCGGGCAGGGCGAGCGCGAGUUCCAGGCGGAGGUGGAGAUCAUCAGCCGAGUCCACCACCGCCACCUUGUCUCCCUCGUCGGCUACUGCAUCGCCGGAUCGUCGCAGCGCCUCCUCGUCUACGAGUUCGUGGCCAACGACACCCUCGAGCGCCACCUCCACGGCAAGGACGUGCCGGUGAUGGACUGGCCGACGAGGCUCGCCAUCGCGCUCGGCUCCGCCAAGGGCCUUGCUUACCUGCACGAAGAUUGUCAUCCAAGGAUCAUCCACCGUGACAUCAAGGCGGCUAACAUUCUCCUGGACGAAAAUUUCGAGGCCAAGGUCGCGGAUUUUGGGCUCGCCAAGUUAACCACGGACAACAACACGCACGUCUCCACGCGCGUCAUGGGAACGUUCGGGUAUCUGGCCCCGGAGUACGCCUCGAGCGGCAAGCUCACGGACAAAUCGGACGUCUUCUCCUUCGGCGUCAUGAUGCUGGAGCUCAUCACCGGCCGGCGGCCCGUCGACCCCAACAACUACAUGGAGGACAGCUUGGUCGAUUGGGCGAGGCCACUCUUGGCGAGCGCGCUAUCCCAAGGCUGCAGCUUCGACGAGGUGGUCGACCCGCGCCUGGAGAACAAGUACGACCGGCAGGAGAUGGAGCGCAUGGCGGCCAGCGCCGCCGCCGCGGUUCGCCACUCCGCCAAGCGCCGCCCCAAGAUGAAACAGAUAGUUCGUGCUCUGGAGGGCGACAUGUCGCUGGACGACCUGAACGAGGGGAUGAAGCCUGGGCAGAGCAUGAUCUACAGCUCCGACGAGUCCGGCAACUACGCGGCCAACAUCAACAGGUUGAGGCAGGUCGCGUUCGAGAGCAGCGGGGAGUACACCAACGAGUACAGUGGGACGGGUGAGUCGGGGGACGCAACACGGCGGCACUGAUCUCUAGUCAAUCCUUCCAGGAGCUCCUUCACCGUAGAGAUUUUUGAAUCUUUGAUGUAAGUUGGCCAUGUCGUGGGAGGGAUCGGCUGAUGCAUGAGUUGAUGUGUACAUGAGGUGAUCAUGCCGUGUGUUCGAUGUAUCUGCUUCAAAUGCUUGUAAACCGGCCGGUGUUGUAUAAUCGUGUAAAUUGAUGUACAGUAUGUAUCUAUGUACUUACUGUAACUGUGCAGCUCUUCGGUUA
Molecule: messenger RNA, 2431 nt
Organism: Lolium perenne
Lineage: Eukaryota; Viridiplantae; Streptophyta; Magnoliopsida; Poales; Poaceae
Product: proline-rich receptor-like protein kinase PERK15
Biological process (GO): protein phosphorylation
Molecular function (GO): ATP binding; protein kinase activity
Source: RefSeq, a predicted model, not a curated record